UUUCUUUUCUGAAUGUAAACAAACAACAGAGUGAAUUCGCUGCCUGUUGCUCGACCUUCCAAUAGCGAGAAAAUGACAAAGUGACAUUCUUUCUCUCCUGGACGCGAAUAUAGUGGAAUAAAAUGUCUUUGAAGAAUGCAGCAAGUGGGUAUGACUCAGCCUUUGAGGAAGAUGAGAAGCUCCGGAAGAAGCAACAAGAGCGGCAUGCCCUUUUCAACAAGAACAAAGGACCACGAGGAGGUCUGCCAAGCAAACUAUUGCUUGCAGAUGCAGCAAGUCAAGAUGAAGGGAAGAGGCGUCGCUACCAGAUGUCCAACCUGACGGCAUAUGAACGACACAAAAUGCUCAUCAAUGAGUACAUUCUUUAUCAUCCAGGCAGCACAAGUGCCCUACAGCGAGAUACGUCAAAAGAUAAAAGGGAUAUUGAUGUGAUUCGUGAAAACCACCAGUUUUUGUGGGAUGCCUCAGAUGCACCUGAUACAUGGGAACGGCAGCUGGCUAAAAAGUAUUUUGAUAAGCUCUUCAAGGAGUACUGUAUCUGUGAUCUAUCACGCUACAAGGAAAAUAAAGUGGGCAUGCGUUGGCGAAUAGAAAAGGAGGUGAUUGAUGGAAAGGGGCAAUUCACAUGUGGAGAAAAGAGGUGCUCGGAGACUGAAGGUUUGCGCACCUGGGAGAUGAACUUCGGCUACAUAGAACAGGAAGUGAAGAAGAAUGCACUUGUAAAACUUCGACUGUGUCAUGAUUGUUCAUACAAGGUAAAUUAUCAUCACAAGAGGAGAGAAGUAACAAGAAAGAGAACUAAGUCUAAUGCUGAUAAACACCGACAUAAAAAGAAGCAAAGAAGAGAAAAAGAGGAAGACGAAACAUCAAAAGAAGAGACCCAAAGCACAGAGCCAGAGAAAGAGACCGCAGAAAAGGAGGAAGAGAAAGACUCUGAGGAUAGCAUUUGGAAGGGGCCGGCAAAGGUGGAGGAGGAGAAGAGUCGAGAAGAAGAAUUUGAGGAGUAUUUGCAGGAUCUGUUCUUGUAGGGAUGCUUAUUUGUACAUGUCAUUUGUUAUUUCUGCUGAUCAUAACGAUACAUGGUUAAUACACAAGGUUAUAUCAUGAGGUUAUCCCUUUCCCAUGUUCUUCAUAUGAAUUACAGAUAAUUAGAGAGACAGCAAUAAUUUAUGCCUGUGACAGAUAAGUACAUACAAAAACACACAGGAAAAAACCCACUCCCCCAUAAUCACAUCCCUGUGCACAUAUAUUAUAAUCAUUAUAUAUGAUUUCACUGUUCUCUUAAAUCUUUGGGAGGUUAAAAACUUACUUUAGUCAGUUGCAUUGUCAGUCCAGCUCUUCUCACAAUAUUAGUAGAAUAUCUGCAUUUGUAGGGAAUGCUGCUCAAAAUGCUAUUAACCUCAAAGGCCAAAAGAAUGGCAAAAACUUACAAACUAUGUACCUGCAUACCCCAGCUUAGCAUCCACAAAAUGAUGAACACUUUAUUCCUUGUAGGCCAUUCUUUUCCUUCAAGUGCUUCCGUUAAUCUUUUUUGGGUGUGAUAACAUGUUCCUCAGUAAGAAUAUGGAGUUUACUAUAUAGAUAGUGGGCACAUGAGUAAAUCAAUAUGCAGUGCUUUCUACAACUAGGCCUUACAUUAUUUCAGAAUGUCAGUUGUUGUUUUUUUCACAUAUUUUAAAGUUUCCAUUUUGAUACCAAAGGGUGAGAAUUAUUGGUCUACUUGCAGUUGAAUGAAGGGUUUAUUGGUUUUAUUUUAUUAUGAUAUUUGUGAUGUUUGCCUUUUAUAUUGCUGUUGUAGAAAUGUAUGAAGCCCUGGAAUGAAACUAAGGCUUUUGUA
Molecule: messenger RNA, 1837 nt
Organism: Penaeus indicus
Lineage: Eukaryota; Metazoa; Arthropoda; Malacostraca; Decapoda; Penaeidae
Product: protein FRA10AC1 homolog
Exons: 6
Coding region: 123-1028 (301 amino acids)
Source: RefSeq, a predicted model, not a curated record